This is a messenger RNA of Caenorhabditis briggsae, 1158 nucleotides long. It is a transcript of the gene Cbr-mrps-31, whose product is annotated as Protein CBR-MRPS-31. Gene Ontology annotation, cellular component: mitochondrial small ribosomal subunit. Gene Ontology annotation, molecular function: structural constituent of ribosome. The transcript has 5 exons. NCBI's taxonomy places the organism in Eukaryota, Metazoa, Nematoda, Chromadorea, Rhabditida, Rhabditidae. The record is from RefSeq and is a predicted model, not a curated record. Bases 1 to 1158 code for a protein of 385 amino acids.
AUGCUCAGAAAUUUGUGUUCAGUAGCAGUUCGACUUGGUAGUAAGAGGCAACAACAACUUUUGUCGAGCACAACAAGUGGCGGUGACGAUGAAGGAAAAAGACCGAAACCAAAAGAUGUUAUUGACGAAGAUCUUCUGAAGGCUAUCGACGGGGUUGCGGACAACAUUCAUCCACAAAAUGGAACAGAAAAGAAAUCAUUGAAAAAUACUCUCAUCAAUCGACUCGUGGCUAGCGAAAAGGCGAGUUUCGAUGCUGCUUCUGCUUCGGCGAGCAGCGAAAUUCUCGAUGAUCAGGCCCUUAUUGGGCUUCUCGCUGAUGUCGCCGGAGAUGCCAAAGUAGAGAGGAAAAUCCCUCCCAAAUCCGCCCAACUUCGGCAGGAAAAAAGAGGUCUUGUGCUUCUCCGAAAAGAAAUCUUCUAUCAGGCUGUACAAAGCGGAUUCACAACAGAAGAAGCACGCGUUAAAUCAGAAACCAUCGUUAAUGAUGCACAACAAAAACUCAUCGAACAAAGAAAAGCUCUGUUGAAUAACCUUCGAGAAAAAGCAGAACAAGAGGAAACAGAGCAGACAGAACGAAGCGAAAAAGAGCAGAAGUUGUUCGCAAUUGCCCUCGAGUUCAUGGAGAAAAUUUAUAAAGAUGAUGUUAUUAAUAGUGAUGCACGUAAGCCAGUUCUUGUGGACAACGACGCCGUAAAACUCUUCCAACAGAGGCCUCUUGGAGUAUGGAAGAAAAACGAAAAUUAUGAAGAUUUUUCCCUCGGAUUUUGGAAAAAAUGGGAUCAAAGAGCGGCACUGAUUGCAAACGGAUCCUUCGGGCCGACGAACGCUUUCGAAGAGCAAAUUGAGUGGACAUCAAAAGGAAAACAGUGGGAGUAUCCAAUUGAUAACGAGUUCAAAAUGGGAGAAGAGGCGAAUGUGUCUUUCAUUGACCAUGUAUUUUUGGAACGGCAUCUUCCUUCAUUAGGCAUACCAAAAACCGGACCGAUUGCUCACUUCAUGCAUCUUGUGUGCGUUGGUCUAUCCAAGAAUCCAUACAUGACAGCUGCGAAAAAACGAGAACACCUGAAAUGGUUCGCAGAUUAUUUCAAUACGGAAAAGCAGAAGCUGGUCCACAAACUUCAUGAACAGGAACAGAUAGCCGCUCAAAACGCUCUUUAA